Molecule: messenger RNA, 1866 nt
Organism: Gossypium arboreum
Lineage: Eukaryota; Viridiplantae; Streptophyta; Magnoliopsida; Malvales; Malvaceae
Exons: 2
Coding region: 1-1866 (621 amino acids)
Molecular function (GO): nucleic acid binding
Source: RefSeq, a predicted model, not a curated record
AUGGGGGUUGUAAAAUUUGACGACACCCCUAGUACAGAGAACCCGUUGCCAAACCAUGGUGAUCAAGGGGUAAACGCAAUUGGGGACAUUGGUAUGGGAAGGAUUAAAGAGAAUGUGGCUGAGGUCAGAACACCAAUGAAAAUAGUCUGGGAAGAAAUAGUGAAAAGAGAAAUGAUAAUCUCUAAAGAAGGGAAUAGAGGAGUUAAGGACUAUUGCGAAUUCCAUGUAGAAGAGGGACACGAGAUCCAGGAAUAUGAUGAGUUUAAGGCUUUGGUACAAAGCCUUAUGGAUAAUAAGGAGCUGGAAUUUUAUGAAGCUGGCUCAGAUGAGGGACAUAUAUGCACAUUAGAAGGCGGACCAAAGAAUCAAGGAAUCAGCCGGCCAAGGAUCAUUAUUUCUCUACCAAGAAAUAAUGAAGUUGAAACACAAAGAGCACCGAAAGUCAUUAUUCACAAACCCGUUUCCUUUCCUUAUAAGGAUAAGAAGAGGGUACCCUGGAAUUAUAAUUGCAAUGUGACAAUGCCGGAGAAAGAGGAUAUAGCUAAAGGUGUCAGAGUUGAGCCCGCGAAAGCAAAAGCCUUUGACAAAGAAAAAGGGGCUGAAGUACUGGUUAAUGAACCAGUGAAGGAAGAAGAAGCCAAAGAGUUUCUAAAAUUCUUAAAACACAGUGAGUACAGCAUGGUUGAACAAUUGCGCAAACAACCAGCUCGCAUAUCAGUAUUGGCUUUGCUCCUGAGGUCAGAGGUACAUAGGGAAGCAUUGAUGAAGGUGUUCAAUAAGUCUUACGUUACUAAUGAUAUAUCUGUCAAUAAGUUGGAUCGAUUGGUUAGUAACAUAAGUGCUGACAAUUUCAUUUAUUUCAAUGAUGAUGAAAUUCCACCUGAUGGCAUGGGAUCAGCUAAAGCUUUACACAUCACCACUUGCUGUAAGGGGUAUACAUUGCCGAGUAUGCUUAUCGAUAAUGGAUCAGCCUUAAAUGUCUUGCCAUUAUCCAUAUUGAAUAGAUUUCCCAUAGACAGUUCUCACAUGAAAACAUGCCAUAAUGUAGUGAGAGCAUUUGAUGGCACUGAAAGAAAGGUCAUGGGAAGAAUUGAUAUCCCUUUGAUGAUUGGGCCAAACACAUAUGAGGUAGACUUUUUAGUGAUGGACAUCAAACCCUCUUAUAAUUGCUUGUUGGAGAGGCCUUGGAUACAUUUCGCAGGAGCGGCGCCCUCGUCUUUGCACCAAAAAUUGAAGUUAGUAGCGGAUGGACGACUGGUCACCAUAAAUGCGGAGGAAGAUAUUAUAGCAACAGUUACUAGUGACGCACCUUAUGUAGAAGCAAACGAGGAGGCCAUUAAGUGCUCUUUUUGUUCCUUAGAAUUCGUUAAUGGAACAUUUAUUUCAGAAGGGAAUGAGGUGCCGGUGCCUAGGAUAUCCAAAACUACAAGAAUAGGUUUGCAGAUGACAGUGAGAAAAGGAGCUUUGCCAGGAAAAGGAUUGGGAAGAUAUCUCCAAGGAAGGAUUCAAGUUCCAGAACUAAAGGAGAAGAGAGACCGUUUUGGCUUGGGUUUCAGGCUAGAUCAUAAGCAGAGGAAGAAGGAAAUAAAGAAGCGUCAAGAAAGAAGAAGGGCGCGUCUAAGUGGAAGAGAAGUAGAGUGGGAACUAAUGAUAUUCCCUCAUAUAUCCAAAACCUUUAUAUCAGGAGGGAUAAUUCACCCUGAGAGAGGGUUGCACGAAAAAGGAAAUUAUCACAUCAAUGCUGUACAUAAUGAAGAGUCUGAACGAAGAAACCUUGAGGGUAUUCGUCCUUACGAAUCAGAAAACUCUUUAAAUAAUUGGGUUGCAGAGGAACUUCCUGUAAUUUUUAAAGAUUUUUCAGAGUAA